CUCUCUGAGACUGUAACAUCUGUGAUUCGUGGAAUAAGGAAUCCCCAAAUAAGUAUCAUAUCUUACAUAUGUAGACGAUCUCCAUGCAUCGAAAUUUCUUGUUAAAAGGCAACACAAGGACCUAGUGUUUUUGUUACAAAUUAAUGUUUCGCAAGCUUGUAACCACCGAACUUACAACGUCGUCACAAAUUUCAAGUUUGUUUUUCAAAUACAUCAGUGAAUACUAUGACAAUUAUGACAAAUUCAAAGAAUGUUUUAUUAUUCAGGUUGCUAAAAGUUCUAGUAUGCAUUGGCACGGUUAUGCUUUCUCCGGGUGCCUAGUACUGAUUGUCCUGCUUUGCUUAUUGCUAUUCUUCAAAUUCAGAAAUAAUUUGCCAGUGGCUUUGAUUCUGAUAGGAAUAAUAAUUGUACUAUGGUCUACCAAUAUCGUGGCUAUAUGUUGCGAUUUUGAAAAAAAAUACUGGUGCAUCCUGUUAGUCUUCAUCAUUCUGGAAGACUUGAUAACAAUCAUCUUCUGCAUCAUUAUCAAAAGAUUCAAACAACAAGUGAUGCUAUUCCUGCUGUCCUUAUCGGCACUGUUUUUGAUAACCGGCUUAAUCCUGUUUUUCGUAGGGAGGAGUAUGGUAAGUGAAUUGCAAUGUCAUAUAGACUGUUGUAUUUUGACAUUUAUUCCUCCAGUUACAAGAAUUGUUUUCAUUGUGACUGUCAAUCCCAUUUAAUUUGAACCUUCUUAUAAUCUCUGUAUUCUUGAGAUCAGCCAUUCAAACACUUACAAGGAAGAAGACUGCAAGUAGAACUGAUUGUCCAGUACUCCAGUAAACGUACUGUAUUCACCUAUCUGUGAAAUGGGUAUUCCAUUUAUUUUAUGUGUAGUUCUCUUACGAUGUGAAAAAAUUCUAUUGCAUAAUCGAGAGAAAUGUGAGGCUAAAAUUUCAAUGGGAAGGAGCAUUGCGAUACGCGUUAUUUUAUUCACUGCAUACUUGUUAAGGUGUGGAGAGAAUUAAUUCCUGUAAAUAAUCAUUUCGUAGUUCCUUUCGCUUUGAACACAUUCAAUUUCAUCACCAAAUUACUGAGAUUUAUUGAUUAAUUUUAUUUUUAUUUUCUUUGACUCCUGGAAACAUUUCAGCCCGUUUUGAUUGCAUUAGGCGGUUUCCUGAGGAACGCUGCUCUAGCUCUGGUGAGUUUACACAUUUUUUGCAACUUUUAUGAAAAGAAUUAUUCAAUGCCUGAUUUCGGCUGAACAUUCAUUUGAAUAUAUAUCAAGAGUAUAUAAGAGACUUCAUAAUGUGGGUGAAGUUACCACAGACGUCACAAUCAGAUUUCAUAUAGAUGUCACUGAUGACUUUGUUCACAUAUUUCAAUGACGAAAUGUUCUCCAUUCAGCGAAUCGAUAAACUGGCAUUACUGUAAUUGAAACUCUGUACAUUCAUGUUGUGAUAUUUGGUAUUUCGUUUAUUUCAUGUGGCUGUGAUUUUCGCCAGCUUCCUCAAAUAACCCUGAUAUCACAUAGUUCAGCUGCCUCCUGACGGGCAAUUUUUAGUGAAAUUCACGAU
Messenger RNA from Trichobilharzia regenti, 1553 nucleotides. Lineage: Eukaryota; Metazoa; Platyhelminthes; Trematoda; Strigeidida; Schistosomatidae. The record is from the annotation of a GenBank genome assembly.